GUUUAUGUUUCAUUUCUUUUAAUUAACAGACUUCUUGCUUGCGUUCAAACAUCUUCCUAAGAAAACGAACCCAGCAGCGAGGUCGACUAAUUCAGAUAUAAUGAUCAUUCGCAUCAGCCUGUGCUUCAGCUGGGCCCUUUUAGCGUGGGCGAGCUAUGCAGGAGUGUAUGCACGACCUGUUCGGCUGGACUCUGGUAGUCAUUACAGUGACCCCAUCGUCAAGAUGGGAGGCUGGAAACAGGCAGCCGCCGGGCAAGGCGUCGUGCGGCCGCACGUGGUCUGCGUCCGCGUCACCAUGACUGCUGCGAACCCAUACCCGACACAAGGCGGGCGGGCUGCAUUUCCAGAGGCUCUAGCAGCAUUCUCUCCUGCGUUCUGCCAAAGGGUGCAAGCCCGCAUGAUUGCGGAACUAGACGAGGUCGCCAAGUCGCUGGGGGUUGCGGUCGUCUCGCCCUUUGCUCCCGGUGACUGCAAUUCCGAGGCGGCUGUAAGCGGUGGUGGUGCUAGCAGCAAGGUGGCUGCGGCCACCACCGGCCGCUCUUGGACGGCCAGGCUCGCGGCCGCCCUCACAACACGCACGGCUGCGGUGGCUGCUGACGAGGCGAAGAGUGGAACCACCACAAUGACCACCACCACGACCACCACCACCACGACAACCACAACCAUGACAUCCGCCAGUGCCACCACGACGGCCGCGACAAAGCCAGUGACAUCUCGCGUCUCGGUGGCUGUGUGCGGUCAAUUGAACGAGGGUUUGGCCGCUGCGACGGCACUGCAGCUACACCUCCAGGAUGUCGCGGAGCAUUACUACGCGCCCAUGCUGCUUGGAGCCCAGCAAUCACAAGAGCAGUCCGUGGCUGGUGGCGGCGCCGCCACGACAGCAGGCCGCAACAAGAGGGCGGCGCAAUGCCCAGCUGCUGUUUCCACUACGCUGGCACUGGAGCUGGUUCGUGACCCCGGGCUUCCGUCAGAGUGCGUUGGCCGUGUGCAUGAAGCCACAUGCGCCGACGUGGUGGCCGAGGCCGCAGUGGCAGAAGCGUCGGUUGCCAUCGCCGUUGCGGCUAUGGCGGCGCUAGACGACUGAGAAGCAGCGUUGCGCCCUGGACAAGGGCUUGCUGUAGUGUAUCUAUCUACAGCUAGACUGCCUGUAAAUUUACAUGACAAACUUGUUGUAAUUCAUGACUGUUCGUGUGCGGCUGGCCUGGUACAGGCAGUCUGCGGCGCCGGACAGAUACGGCAUUUAUGAUAUUGCGUUCAAAGGUGGACGCGCGGUAGUUAUGUUAGUUGCGUUGUGUGUGCAGAGUAUGUGCAGAGUAUGGAGGGCAGGUGGAUGCUGUCUGUUGUAUAGCGGGCUUCUACUGAGCCGCUACACAUCAAUCACUCUGUCGCGGGAUCUGACAACUAUCUGAUCUGACUUUUAUACCGUACUGCCAAGAAGGUUUGGUGAUCCAAAGUUCGGGGACAGCCCACGAAGUUGAGUGCCGAAACAAUUGCAGCUUAUUCUUACGGAAACUCUCUCGAAAGUUAAUACCACAAGCACCAAUUUCCCGUGUGGCGCGCACUGUCGCGCGCGACACUGCUGCGCGGGAGACUGCCGCGCGGGGGGCGAAAUUAUUCCAGCAACAACUCAAUACCGUACUAAUUAUACGGAGGGACUGGGAGCGCGGGGGACUCCGGAGAGACUCCGGGGAGACGUCGGGGAACCCCCCUGCCCCCCAAGACCCCCCGCACGCCAAGGGCUGUACGGCAGUGGUAGGCCUGUCGGACUGUGAAUUUGCCAAAACUGAAAUGGACCCGGGUUGCUGAUACCAGCGCAAUGGCAUGUGCGCGGUGUAAACUGGCAUCCGCGCCGCCCGUACUCUCUGCUCCACUAUUUGUACGGCCUUCUGCGCCAAUUCCGGCAGUUCUCACUACCUCCUUUCUCGGGAGUAGCACAACACUCUCACCUGCAAGCUACCGUAACUCCCACCCACGUUGUAUAUGUACAAAUCAGCUCAGCCUCACCGUACCCCGCAUAGGGUCUGCGGCGCUACUACUACCACAUACGUACAAAUGGCCCUACCUGCCGCGUCAUCACAAUCGGCUACAGCCGCACGACAUGCAUCAUGCACGUGCACAUACAGCCGGCGCCCUCAAUGAUGCGGGUAACAGUAGAGGACCCCGCGCACAGUGCUGGCGCGCGCCGUGGCACCGUUCUCCGGCCGCUUCAUAGACGCGCACGGCCCAAUGGUGGUGCCAUUGCGUCGAUAGAGCUUCACGCUGUACUUCUGGGCACACGCUCCCAUGAAACCGGGCACCACCUCCUGCACAUCAGGCACGCACAGCGGCAAAGCUACAUGAGUCUCCUUGAUUUGUGUUUGUGGAAAGUCUGCUUCGAGUGAGGCCGGUCCUGACACAUACAGCGAAGGCACUUGAGUACGGCAUGGGAUUUGUUGGUGGAAUGCAGUGAUUCUACGCCUCACAAAUACAUAAUAGGGGGCGGGUGUUGUUUCUCUGGGUCGAAGAUGGCCCCUCGCGGCGUGGGUACGGCGUGCCCCCGCUUGUCGGGCUGUCCCUUCACUUGCAAUCCGCAUC
This is a messenger RNA of Chlamydomonas reinhardtii, 2574 nucleotides long. RefSeq lists its product as uncharacterized. NCBI's taxonomy places the organism in Eukaryota, Viridiplantae, Chlorophyta, Chlorophyceae, Chlamydomonadales, Chlamydomonadaceae. The transcript is spliced from 5 exons. Bases 101 to 1084 code for a protein of 327 amino acids. The record is from RefSeq and is a predicted model, not a curated record.